Vicia faba (fava bean) is the source of this 528-nucleotide messenger RNA. The record is from the annotation of a GenBank genome assembly. NCBI's taxonomy places the organism in Eukaryota, Viridiplantae, Streptophyta, Magnoliopsida, Fabales, Fabaceae.
AUGUUCAUUUCUGAGACAAGGGCUAUACUAUGUGCAGGUUUAUACCCUAAUGUAGCAGCUGGUGAACAAGGUAUUGUUGCAACUGCUCUCAGCAGCCUUAAGCGGUCUCCUAGCUCUGUGAAUUCUAGUCGUACAUUCUGGUUUGAUGGAAGAAGAGAAGUUCAUCUCCACCCAUCUUCUAUCAACAGUAACACAAAAGUAUUCAAGCACCCUUUUCUUGUCUUCCUUGAAAAGGUUGAAACGAACAAAAUAUUUCUAAGAGAUACUUCAGUCAUUUCUCCAUACUCAAUUUUGCUCUUUGGAGGGUCAAUCAAUGUUCAGCAUCAGACUGGACUGGUCAUCAUCGAUGGAUGGUUAAAAUUGAAUGCACCUGCCCAAAUAGCUGUCUUGUUCAAAGAGCUACGAUUGGCUCUACAUUCCAUUCUGAAGGAGCUUAUUAGAAAACCAGAGAAUGUAAUCGUUCUAAACGACGAGAUCAUUAAGUCUAUCAUCAAUCUGCUUUUAGAAGAAGGCAGUGUGCCUAAAUGA